GUAGGGCUGGGCAUCUCCCUUCCCCCUUCCUCCUCCUCUUUGUCUCGCCCCCGUCCAGGAGGGGUGGGACUAUGUGGUGGGCGCCCCCCACCCAUCCUGCUCAAAAGAGGGCCGGGCUCCCUCCCGGCCCCGGGCCGGGUCUUGCAUUUGGGUGUCGUGGCCUCCGCGGGUGACCAUCCCAGCCGGGGCCGGGGGCAUGGACCCCCAGGCCCUGUACAGCUGUGCCAACUCGUCCCGGGUGAGCGGCGGGCAGUCGGCGGCCCCCAGCUGGACCCUGUUCAGCGCCGGCCUGGUGGGCAACGGGUUGGCCCUGCUCCUCCUGGGCCUCCACGGGGUCCGCGGCCGGCCGGACGGUUCGCCCCCCUCGGCCUUCGCCGUGCUGGUGGGCGGGCUGACGGUCACCGACCUGCUGGGCAAGAGCCUGGUCAGCCCCAUGGUGCUGGCCACCUACGCGCAGAACCGGUCCUUGCGGGCGCUGGGCCCGGGGGCCGGUCACCUCUGCCCCCUCUUCGCCUUCUUCAUGGCCUUCUUCGGCCUGGCCUCCAUGGGUCAGCUGCUGGCCAUGGCCCUGGAGUGCUGGCUGUCCCUCGGUCACCCCUUCUUCUACCGGCGGCACGUCACCCCUCGCCGGGGGGCUCUGGUGGCCCCGGCGGUGGGCACCUUCUGCGGGGCCUUCUGCGCCCUGCCCCUGGCCGGCGUCGGGCGCUUCGUGCAGUACUGCCCGGGCACCUGGUGCUUCAUCCAGAUGGCCGCCUCCGGCCGGGCGAGCGACCCCGGGGCCCACUCGGCCGUGGCCUUCUCGGCCCUCUACGCCACCCUCAUGGCCCUGCUGCUGCUGGCCACCGUGGCCUGCAACCUGGGCUCCAUGCGGUGCCUCUACGGCCUCCACCGCCGGGCCCGGCGCAGGAGGGGCCCGGGCACCAAGGGGGCACCGGCCCGCCCGGCCCCAACGGCCUCGGGGGCGCUGGACCAUCUGCUGCUGCUCGCCGUCAUGACGGUCCUCUUCACCGUCUGCUCCCUGCCCUUCAUCGCCCGGGCUUACGUCAGAGCGUUUGUGCCUUCCAGUAAGAUGACGAAUGCAACUCUGGAAGAGUCGAUGGAUCUCACUGCCUUAAGAUUUCUUUCUGUGAACUCAAUCAUCGACCCAUGGGUUUUCAUCAUUUUCAGGACAUCGGUAUUUCGCUCGUUUUUUCACAAGUUUUUCCGAAGGCCUCUCGCUAAAAGGAACUGGUGGUGCUGCAGAUCGGCCGCUCCUGAACCUGCUCUCUGAUGAGGUUGUGCUCUCUUAGUUCACCUGGUUAAGCCGAUCCAAGAUCUCUAAGGAGGUUGCGCUCUCUUCGUUGACCUGGUUAAGCCGAUCCAAGAUCAUCCUCGUAAUCACACUGCUCCCAUGGGCUAAUACGAGCGUGGCCGUGAUUGCUGAUUAGUCCGUAAGGCAUCCGUGAGAAUGUGACCUUGGGAAGACGUAGCGGUCUCGGAUCCUUCAUUCUGCGCCGCUCCGUAACCGAACACACAGCUUUGGUUAUUGCUUUUGACUCUUCCUGUAGUCGUCUCGAACUUGUUUUGUGAUAGAAUAACGUCCUUUGUUUUGAAAUGAUGGGAUUUGGUGUUUUACUUUUGCACUUUAAUCGCCAUUGAUUUUUAAAAAGGCAUUUAGAAAUGGAUGGGGAAAUGGCUUUGUAUCAUAGUUAACAUAGUACAUAACCUCACCGAAUGAUUGUUUACAGGGCGGAUAGCCUUCCGACAAGGUUGGACUAUUCCUUGUCGUAACGACUGCUAGCUCAAUAAUCCAGUGAAGCCUCAUUAGCUCAUCCCUGUGAUGCGGCUAGGGCAUUGAGUAGCAUAGUUGAAUUUCUUCAACUCGCACUGUGCUCUGCCUACAGGACUAUAUGAUAUAGGUUCGGGGAGGGGAGAUGGGGGUCUCAGACACCCCAUAUUCUCGGUUUGCCUCGACAUUAAUUGAAGCAGCAUGGCCUAGUGGAGAAGAGCAUGAGCCUAGGAGACAGAAGGACUUGGCUUCUGAUCCCU
This is a messenger RNA of Ornithorhynchus anatinus (platypus), 2028 nucleotides long. It is a transcript of the gene PTGDR, whose product is annotated as prostaglandin D2 receptor. The transcript is spliced from 2 exons. Gene Ontology annotation, biological process: inflammatory response; G protein-coupled receptor signaling pathway; positive regulation of cytosolic calcium ion concentration. The record is from RefSeq and is a predicted model, not a curated record. Gene Ontology annotation, molecular function: prostaglandin D receptor activity. Gene Ontology annotation, cellular component: plasma membrane. Bases 197 to 1270 code for a protein of 357 amino acids. Lineage: Eukaryota; Metazoa; Chordata; Mammalia; Monotremata; Ornithorhynchidae.